GAGAUGGACUGUACAGGGCUUUUGAUUUUUGUCUUCUUUGGAUUUGGCGUCACUACCUGCUCUGACACGCGCCUGUAUGAGUUCCACUAUGUCAACCUGUCAAUGAACUGGAACGAAGCUCAGCGUUACUGUAGAGAGAAUUACACUGAUCUGGUGACCAUUGAGAGUGCUGAUGACUUAACCAGGUUAAACAGACCGAGUUUGGGCACCUUGUGGUCGUGGAUUGGACUGACUGAUGACCCGAAAUCCUGGAAGGGAGUUAUGGGCAACGAUUCAAACUCCUGGAGAUGGUCAGCAACUGGUACAACGUCAGAAACUGAUUACCAAAACUGGGCCUACAAUGAGCCAACUUUUACUUACGCACGGGAGAAAUGUGUUUAUAUUUUUAAUGGAAAAUGGUUAGACGAUCGCUGUUGGAUUAAAAAACAGUUUGUUUGCUUCAACGAUAAAAAUCCUCCAGGCCACAGAACAUAUACUUUUAUUGCCAAUAAAGUGACUUGGACGGAUGCCCAGAUUUAUUGCAGAACACACUAUACAGGCCUGGCUACGAUUGAGAAUGCUCGGGAAAACGAAGAAGUGAGGUCAAAGAUAUCAGGACAGGCUUGGAUUGGCUUGUACCGAGAACCAUGGAGGUGGUCCGACAAGAGAAGCAGCUACUUCAGAAACUGGAAACAUGGACAUCCAAAUAACAAUGGUGGUGGCAAGCACUGUGCUGCUGAAAGUCCAGGCCACGGUUGGGUUGAUCGCGACUGUAACUCUAAAUUUUCCUUCUGGUGCCGUAAAGACCUGAGGGUGAAGAUGACCAUGGUGAAGAUGAAGAUUCAGACUGUUGCUGACCUUUCAGAUCCUGCUGUUAAUGACCAGAUUCUCCAGCAGAUGUGUGACAAGUUCAAGGCUUCAGGGAUUGACGUCAAACUGAGGUGGGUGACUCGACCCAGGAAAGAAGAGGAAGAGUCCGACAAGUUAAACAGACCGAGUUUGGGCACCUUGUGGUCGUGGAUUGGACUGACUGAUGACCCGAAAUCCUGGAAGGGAGUUAUGGGCAACGAUUCAAACUCCUGGAGAUGGUCAGCAACUGGAUUUGGCGUCACUACCUGCUCUGACACGCGCCUGUAUGAGUUCCACUAUGUCAACCUGUCAAUGAACUGGAACGAAGCUCAGCGUUACUGUAGAGAGAAUUACACUGAUCUGGUGACCAUUGAGAGUGCUGAUGACUUAACCAGGUUAAACAGACCGGGUUUGGGCACCUUGUGGUCGUGGAUUGGACUGACUGAUGACCCGAAAUCCUGGAAGGGAGUUAUGGGCAACGAUUCAAACUCCUGGAGAUGGUCAGCAACUGAUACAAAUCCUCCAGGCCACAGAACGUAUACUUUUAUUACCAAUAAAGUGACUUGGAUGGAUGCCCAGAUUUAUUGCAGAACACACUAUACAGGCCUGGCUACGAUUGAGAAUGCUCGGGAAAACGAAGAAGUGAGGUCAAAGAUAUCAGGACAGGCUUGGAUUGGCUUGUACCGAGAACCAUGGAGGUGGUCCGACAAGAGAAGCAGCUACUUCAGAAACUGGAAACAUGGACAUCCAAAUAACAAUGGUGGUGGCAAGCACUGUGCUGCUGAAAGUCCAGGCCACGGUUGGGUUGAUCGCGACUGUAACUCUAAAUUUUCCUUCUGGUGCCGUAAAGACCUGAGGGUGAAGAUGACCAUGGUGAAGAUGAAGAUUCAGACUGUUGCUGCCCUUUCAGAUCCUGCUGUUAAUGACCAGAUUCUCCAGCAGAUGUGUGACAAGUUCAAGGCUUCAGGGAUUGACGUCAAACUUAGGUGGGUGACUCGACCCAGGAAAGAAGAGGAAGAGUCCGACAAGUCAGUGUGA
Molecule: messenger RNA, 1866 nt
Organism: Seriola dumerili (greater amberjack)
Lineage: Eukaryota; Metazoa; Chordata; Actinopteri; Carangiformes; Carangidae
Product: macrophage mannose receptor 1-like
Exons: 10
Coding region: 4-1866 (620 amino acids)
Source: RefSeq, a predicted model, not a curated record